CCGCGGGAUUCUACUUUCAUUUUCAUUUCAAAAGGGACAAGACUGUGUAUAAAACUAAGUUGUAAUAGUAAUGGAUGUUAACAUUGAUAGCAAGUGAUGAGACUAUUAUCAUGAUUAUAAUGUCAUCAGUAAAAGGAAAAAAAGAGCUCAAUAAAACAUAUCAUGUUGGUGCACAGCUGGGAAGUGGUGGUUUUGGAACAGUUUAUGGAGGCACAAGGAAAAGUGAUGGUCUACCUGUUGCAGUUAAAUUAAUCAACAAAAUUAAAGUGACUGAAUGGGGACUUCAUAAUGGACAUAAUAUACCAAUGGAAAUUAUUCUCUUGAAAAAAGUUUCUCAUGUUUCUGGAUGUAUUAAAAUGUUAGAUUGGUAUGAAGUGAAAAACAAUAGUGCUCACAGUUAUGUUAUAGUGAUGGAACGACCAGAGCAUGUUCAAGACUUAUUUGACUAUAUCACAGAAAAGGGCGCUGUAAAUGAAGAAACCAGCAAAGUGUUCUUUAGACAAAUUGUAGAAACUCUUUAUAGUGUUCAUAGAUCAGGUGUUGUACACCGAGACAUUAAAGAUGAAAAUAUUUUAGUGGAUUUGAAAACUGGUGAACUGAAAAUAAUUGACUUUGGAUCUGGUACAUUGCUCAAAGAUACAGUUUAUGUGACCUUUGAUGGUACAAGAGUGUACAGUCCUCCUGAAUGGAUAAAACACCAUCGGUACCAUGGUAAAUCAGCAACAGUGUGGUCACUGGGAAUUUUAUUAUUUGACUUAGUUUGUGGAGAUAUUCCAUUUGAACAAGAUGAACAAAUCAUGAAAGCAGAAGUAUCAUUUAGGGGAAGAUUAUCACAUGAUGUGAAAGACUUAAUAAAAAAGUGUUUAGCAAUUCGUCCAUCAGAUAGGCCAUCUUUUGAAGACAUUUUAAAUCAUUCAUGGUUAGCAACUCCACAGUUGCCAGUUGAGAAACUUAGUUUACAUGGAAAUAAUAACAAUAGUUCUUGCCAGCAUGGAAAUUCUGUAGACACUGUUUCAAUGAGUAGCCAAGAAAGUGUGUGACGAAACCUUAUAACAGAAUAGAUUUAGUCAAUAUUCUGUGCAACAGAAAAAUGCAAUAAACUAACUCAUGUAACUCAUUCCAAUGCUCAGGGAUUAAUCAACAUGAUCAAACAAUUUGCCAAAGUCAAUCUUUUACAAAAAUCUUCUCCUCUGAAACUACUGGGUCAAAUUAAACCGAACGUAGCCACAAUCAUUAUUAGGGUUUAUAGUUUAAAAAAUGUGUGUGGUGGCCCAGCCAACCAACCAAGAUGGCUGCCAUAGCUAAAAAUAGAACAUGGGGGUAAAAUGUAGAUUUUGGCUUAUAACUUUGAAACCAAAGCAUUCAAAGCAAAUCUUACAAGGGGACAACUUGUUUAUCAAGUAAAAAUCUAUAUGCCCUGAAAUUUUCAGAUGAAUUGGACAACUGGUUGUUAGGUUGCUGCCCCUGGAAAAUUUUGACAAAAUGAAUGCUUCCAAAAUAUUGUAUGCGAACUUGAACAUUUUUGUAAAUAACAGUGAAAUGAAAACUGAGACAUUUCUGGAUUAUCAAAGAACUUAAAUUAUUUUCACAGAAAUAAAGAAGUGUACAAUUAUUUAAUUCCCAAAGCCGUUGUAUUUAAUGAAUACAACAUUAUAGUAUAUUUACACUAUUUUAUGUAUGAUUUUGGUUAUACUGUUGAGUUACUUUAGUAUACAUUUCAAUGAAUACAAAUUUUGAUUAUUUAGAAGAAUGAAAUAAAGUGAACUUGGACUUGUGUAUGCAAAAAAAUGAAUGCUCUAAUUGAAAAAGAUAAUUAAGUUUGAAAUAGAAUUUAAAAAAUAUAACACUUAGAAAAAAUAAUGUGCAAAGCCCAUUAGGAAUGAUUAAUCAAACAAAACAGAAAUGUUAGAUGGUCUAUCUAAUGAAACAUGCUUGGUAUAAUUGGUUUUUAUGGUGUAGUAAGAUAGUACUAUGAUGUAAGAUGGUCUAUCUAUUGAGUGUAUAUGUUGUGUACAAGUUAUCAUUUUGUUUAAAUUAUAAUUUGUACAAAAUUUGACCAAAAUUCACUUAUAACUUGUACAUGUUGUACAACAGUUUUAAAUACGAAUUUUGGUGAAAAAUGCAAUGAUUCACACAAUAGAAUUGUAAUUAACUGACAACACACUAAACCUUAUUAACAUAAUGCACCGUUUAUACACAACACUUACUACAAAAGGCAGGUUGAUCUUUGAAAUUUUUGAGAGAAAAAAAAGUAAACAAAUAGGAUUUUUUUCAAAUUUUUAAUACAUAAACGUCUUUUUCUUAAAAAAAAAAUAUCAUUCAAUAGUACUGCUUGAUUAGUUCUUAUCGUUAUUUUGAGGUAUUUUUUUUUAUUUAGAAACUUUGCAAACGAUUACGGGGUAUAUUUGUAAAAUUUCAUAUUUCAUAUUGUUGAAAAAAACCAAUGAUCAAAAAAGGCAAAACAACAACUGACAUAUUCCUGACUUUAGCAUAGUCAUAUUCCUAACCAAACGGGGUGUUUAAUCUUCUGGGAUAUUUAUUUUGUCUAAAAGUCUGACUGAAGCAACUAAAUACACAUGUUUAUUCACAGCAACGGUUCCUGAGCUUCAACGCUCGCUAUAUGAAACAGUUAAAAUGCCUGUAAAACAGGUCGUUAUCGAUUUGAGAGUCAAAAGAUGGUUUGCAAUACCUGAUUCCAUAAA
This is a messenger RNA of Mytilus trossulus (common blue mussel), 2702 nucleotides long. RefSeq names its product serine/threonine-protein kinase pim-3-like. Gene Ontology annotation, cellular component: cytoplasm. Gene Ontology annotation, molecular function: protein serine/threonine kinase activity; ATP binding. The record is from RefSeq and is a predicted model, not a curated record. NCBI's taxonomy places the organism in Eukaryota, Metazoa, Mollusca, Bivalvia, Mytilida, Mytilidae. The transcript is spliced from 5 exons. Gene Ontology annotation, biological process: protein autophosphorylation; negative regulation of apoptotic process. The coding region runs from base 75 to 1040 and encodes 321 amino acids.